This is a messenger RNA of Ruditapes philippinarum (Manila clam), 5919 nucleotides long. RefSeq lists its product as uncharacterized. The record is from RefSeq and is a predicted model, not a curated record. Bases 109 to 4644 code for a protein of 1511 amino acids. The transcript has 21 exons. Gene Ontology annotation, cellular component: ribonucleoprotein complex. Gene Ontology annotation, molecular function: ribonucleoprotein complex binding; mRNA 3'-UTR binding; selenocysteine insertion sequence binding. Gene Ontology annotation, biological process: selenocysteine incorporation. Lineage: Eukaryota; Metazoa; Mollusca; Bivalvia; Venerida; Veneridae.
ACUCCGCCCACAAGUGUGUAUUUCCUGUAAUGGCUGACCAAAGCAACGUAGGACGUUUUAGAUAGAUUAAUUGGAUAUUCUUUCAAGUUUUCAUAGCUUUGGGAGCCGAUGGCAAACGUACAGCCUUCCAAUCAACAAGUUGGAGAAAUGGAGAGUUUGUCAAACAUGCUGUCUCCGGAGGCAAAAGAAUUUGUUCCACGGCAAUUCUCCGGCAUGCCUAGUAUAUCAGGUCCAUUAACAGACGGCUUGUUGGGUCCUGGACCCGGAAAAGAUCAGUCCGGUGUGAACGGGUUACCUAGUUAUAUUACCACAUGCUAUCCUUUUGUUAAUGCUGGGGAGCCAAGAUUUGGUGGUGUAAGACCAAGGCAUAGAGGAAAAUAUACGCCACAACAGGCAUUAUAUAUGUCGCAGCAGUACCAACAUAUACAGCCAGGUAAAGGCUACGUUCCCACAUCCGGUUGGGGCCCGACGGCCAUUGGUGACAUGAUGCAGCCGUACGGUAACGUACCGAACGGUAUGCCAUUCGAUGGGGGUACAUAUCAGAACGGAUUUAUACAUACCUCUCAGCUGACUGGGUCAGGAGAUGGGAAAGAAUAUUCCAGUGCGAGGCAGAACUUUUCUGGUGAUAAUUUCAUAGAAACGCCCCAUUUACUGAACGGCUUCAAGGAGCCUGUCAAUCAACAGUGGAAAACUAAACAUAAAUCAGAAGCUAACCGUGAUGGAACCAUGAAAAUAUGCUACAAGAGUUCAUCUGUUCAAACAGAUUUUCCGGAGCACAUCGCCAGCGCAACAUUAGAAGAAUCACCAAACACCCUGUAUAAUAAUGGUCAAGUGGCUUAUAAAGACCAUCAUAAACCUGGCAGCAGACGGUCACGUCAUUCAUCGAACAGGAGCGCGUCUGACAUUGACACUGAGGACGGUAUGUUACUAGGACGUAACACCGUCUCCAACGGUACCAAUCCGUCGACCGGGUUCACUGAAGGUAUCUGUGUAGCUAGCCUGGCUGUAUCUGAUAACCAAUUUAGUCACAUGACCAAUAACUCUGGUUCGUUAUCUACUGCUUAUACUGUGUAUUCUGGUGCCACAGGGUUCAAAGGUCACGGUCACAAUGAAAGUUCGAGUACUAUGCAUGGUACGGUAAAUUCGGUGCCUUAUUUAAAUGAUAGUGGUGUAGAGCCUACGUUUAGGCGGUCUUAUGCAAGUAUUGCUCAAACAAACCCUAGUCAGACUCAUAAACAAAACUUGGUUGUCGCGGCAACCGAUCAAGGUGAACAGGCCAUCUGUGAUAAUAGUGUUACUAUAAGUAGAACUACGUCCGCGAAAAAGUAUGUGAAAGAGAGUAGUAGGUCGGCAUCUAGGAUUGGCAAUGUGAACGUUAAUGUCGCGGAAAUUAUGCAGGAUUUGGAAAGGGCAGAUAAAAAACUUGAAGACUCAGCAUUUAAUUCGGAAAACGCAUAUCAAAAACAACAUGGUGAGAGUGAAACGGGACCUGUCAAGUUUCUGUAUAGCGCUGCCGUCAAAGAAUUGCCAAAGGCAGAAAAUCAUAUCUCAAAUGUGUCAACAAUUAGUCAGGUAUCACAGAGAAGUUCAAAGGUCAAUGAACAUAAAGGUCAUUUGACCAAUUCUCAUUGUGUCCAUUUGGGAAAUGAACGAAAAUCGGGAGAGACUGAAAUUAAAAGUCAUCAUGGUGUCCAUCAAAAGUCACAGUUAAAAGGUCAUCCGCAGGUUAAUGUGAGUGGACAGUUCAAAGGUCAAAACUUUUUCAGUGAUAGCAAUAAAUCAGAUAUUGACCUUGAUAGGAAAGGUCAUUCCCUAAGUGAUAAUAAUAACAACAAUCAGGGUGACGGGGAAGGGAAGAAGAAAAAGCGUCGCCGGCGGCGACGGAAGAAGAAAACAGGGGAGGUAACUGCUGAAAAUGAGGAAACUGUUGGUGCUUCAGAGGAGAUAACCCUUCAUUUUGAAGACGAGGAGGAGUUUCCGGAUUUGUCCGGUUGUGGCGGUGGGUGCCAUCCCGCAAUUUCUAGUCAGUUUCCUGCGGCCACUAUGUCAUACAGUGAUAUCAUCAAUAAUGCUAAUAAUGUGCAAUCUACAAAAACCAUAUCUCCAGACGAGCAAUUUUCUCCGGACACUGCAGGUACGUCUUCAGUGAAGGAGAGUCGAAGUUCACGAAAGCGACGGAAAAGACGAGAGGUUGCAAACAAGGCUGCCGACGCAGAAAUGGCUGAAAUAAACCUUGAGCAACACAUGCUGGAGUUGAAGAUGAAGCAAAAGUUGCCACUUGCGGCAAAGAAAUCGGUCUCGCCAGUACGGAAUGCUCCGUCACAGGGAGUGUGGAAGCUUACCCCAUCUAGUCCCGCCUCCCAGUCGUCCUCCACUGGGAAGAAGGUUUCCUUGUUGUUGCCAGGUACCGUGGCAACGGAGCCAUCCCAUAAUUCCAGCCCACACCAGCCAAAUACCUCUGCUGUCCGACAGCCAGGUAUUUUGAAGACUUCUCAGGCCACGCCCCCAGCACAACAGUCUUCUGCUGCUCAAAGUGGUAAAAAAUCUAAACAGCCAAUAACCUACGACUUUGGUGCCUUAAUUGAUGCGCUCGAGUCGAAGAAGGAGCAGACACCUCCACCCAAGAAAGAUGCGAAGUCGGUUGUUGCUAAAAAAGAUGAAUUAAAAUCGCUUAAUGCCUUAGAUUCCAGUGCACCAGCCAUAAAGAGAGGUAAAGAAAGAGAGACGCCAAAAAUAAAGAAACCCAGUCCACUGAAGAAGGUUAUUUUAAAGGAAAGGGAGGAAAAGAAGAGACUGAGAUUGCUGGAUGAGGAUGAAGUGGCUUCUGGACUUGGCAUGAUGCCCCCCGCAUUUCCUAAUUCACCCAUAAGUGCUCCUCUUGGGAUUGGUGUAGUGAGUGGAGGAGAAUCAGACCUGUCACAGGACACAAGUUUUAAAGGAUCGAUGGAAGUGGGUCUCGGGACCCCAGCGAGUGCCGAACUGUCGCCCAUUAGUCAACAGUCUCCAAGCUGUAUGAGCCCGAUGAGCCCGGGUGCGAGCCCCCUCUCGUCUGGGGUUAACAGUCCAGUUACUGGAGCUAUACAGCAGACGGUCAAGUUAAAAAUUCACAGCAGAAGAUUUAGAGAGUACUGCAAUCAAGUGCUAGAUAAAGAGAUAGAUAAUCAUGUGACGGCCCUGUUACAAGAUCUUGUUAGAUUCCAGGAUAAACAAUACCAUAAAGAUCCUGUGAAGGCAAAAGCAAAGCGAAGAUUUGUGCUUGGUCUAAGGGAGGUAACCAAACAUCUUAAGCUGAGAAAAAUCAAAUGUGUAAUUAUCUCCCCUAACCUGGAGAAAAUCCAAUCAAAAGGUGGUCUGGACGAUGCUUUAAACUUGAUUCUGGAGCUCUGUAACGAUCAAAAAGUGCCAUUCAUCUUUGCCCUUGGACGUAGGGCCCUGGGACGGGCAUGCGCAAAAUUAGUGCCAGUCAGUGUAGUAGGUGUGUUCAACUAUGAAGGGUCAGAGGAAAAUUUCAAGUCCCUGGUUGCGUUAACAGAAAAAGCGAGAGACGCAUAUCGUGAGAUGAUAGUUCAGAUUGAGAAAGAGAUGGCCGAUCACCCACCUAGGUCGUCCGUUCCGGGUGUGCCUCAUAUAUUUGCUCACAUGGGACAUUCCCGCACACCCAGCGGGUGCAGCGUUAUUUCGUUUACGUCAAGCAUUUUAUCUGAACCAAUUUCCGAAAAUUACCCCCAUUCUGAACCGGAGACGGACAAUAGAGGUUACGAAAUAGAAAAAGGUGGUGAAGACAUUGAGGAUGGGGCUGAAAGGUUCGACGACGAGGGAGAAGAUGCCUAUGAGGCAGACGAUGAACGAGGGUAUUCGCAUAAGGCGAAAAAAUCGAAAAAAGUUUAUUCUGAAAAUAUUAAAAAUAACACUAGUGUAGAAUCUGGUAUUGAGAUGGCGGAUCCUCUUGACAAAGAAGAUAUUGAUGUAAAUGGGAAUAACUUUGAUGAAAGUUUGAAAAAUGGCGUAGUUGGUGACACAGUGAACAGUUCGGCAGCUGUAAGGAAAGUUCAGGGUGAAUUGGGUGUAUCUGGGCAGGUUGUUGUAGAUAAUGAUGUAGAAAUUGCCGCAGACAUUGACAAUGCAAGUAAGGUGAAUUUAGGUGAUACGGAUAUUCAGGGAAGUGAUAGUGGGUCGGACUUUGACUCUAACGAUGACUCCGACAGUGAAGACGGUCCGACAGACGAGGGUGGCGACACUGUUGAAGCCUUGCCGACGUUUAUCGAUUCAGUCCACCAUUUUGAUCUGACGGAGAUACUCUCGCAACAUUCUUCAAAAACCAUGGAAAACGGCGAGGACGUGAUGUCGACGCAUUCGUCAAAAACAACUCAUUCCUCGCGUACGUUAGGCGAUAGUAGCGGUUUAGCCGGUGAUAAAAACAAUCGGAAACUUGAUUUGAAAAGUGUAGAUAAGCCCGGAAUGUUGCCGUCGAUAAAAACUAAAUCUGGCGUAGACAAAGAUUUCAAGGAGCACCGUACACAGUCAUGGGUUAACGAAGCGCAGAAUUUUAACUUUAACGAUCAAUCGGAAUCACCGAGAGAUCCUGACGAAAAUGUUGUAGACGUAAAAAAUGUUCCGAUGGAAUGUUUAGACGCAGUUGCCUGAAUAGACGAUCCUAGUGGUUCUAUGAAUUGAUGUUUAAUUGUAGCUAGUGAAGAAUUUUCCGGAGUUUAAAACUGUUGUAAGAUAAGGGUUGUAAUGUUAAGGAAUGUUUUAUCUUAAACGAUUGAAAUUGCCUGAAUUCACAGUAGAUAAAAGAAUUGCCUGAAUUCACAGAAGAAUUUUCUGGAAUUUAAGUUUUUGUAAGAGAAGGGUUGUAAUGUUAAGUGUUUUAUCUGAGUUGAUUUAAAUUGCCUGAAUUCACAACAGAUAAUGAAAAUUGCCUGAAUUCACAGUAGAUAAAAAAAAAUUGCCUGAAUUCACAGCAGAUAAAACAGUACCAGAAUUCAUAGCAGAUAACAGGAAUUGCCUAAAUUCAUAGCAGAUAACAGGAACUGCCUAAAUUCAUAGCAGAUAACAGGAACUGCCUGAAUUCAUAGCAGAUAACAGGAAUUGCCUAAAUUCAUAGCAGAUAACAGGAAUUGCCUGAAUUCAUAGCAGAUAACAGGAAUUGCCUGAAUUCAUAGCAGAUAACAGGAACUGCCUGAAUUCAUAGCAGAUAACAGGAACUGUCUGAAUUCAUAGCAGAUAACAGGAACUGUCUGAAUUCAUAGCAGAUAACAGGAAUUGCCUGAAUUCAUAGCAGAUAACAGGAACUGUCUGAAUUCAUAGCAGAUAACAGGAAUUGCCUAAAUUCACAGCAGAUAACAGGAACUGUCUGAAUUCAUAGCAGAUAACAGGAACUGCCUAAAUUCAUAGCAGAUAACAGGAACUGCCUGAAUUCAUAGCAGAUAACAGGAAUUGCCUGAAUUCAUAGCAGAUAACAGGAAUUGCCUAAAUUCAUAGCAGAUAACAGGAACUGCCUAAAUUCAUAGCAGAUAACAGGAAUUGCCUAAAUUCAUAGCAGAUAACAGGAACUGCUUGAAUUUGAUUGAAGAGGGAGGUGUUUGUCUGAAUUAAUACUUGACUACAGGAAGUUUUACCUGAAAUUGAAUUUUGCCAGAGUUCUUUUGUCUCGAAACAAGUUAUAGUGAAGUUAAAAAUGGCUAGAAAAAAAAGACGGCCUCGCAAAGGAAAUAUGCAAUUAAGAUAGGUAUAGGGCAAAAGCCAGUGUUAUUCAUCAUGUAAAGGGCUCAGUAUGAAGUAAUGUGAAAAAAAAUCUGUUGUGUAAAUUUUCAUUUCUUACUAAGAAGUGUGGCGGUAAAGGAAGUUGACAUCAUUUGCGUUGUAUGCUGACAUAGUGUAAAAUUGCGUUAAAUGUUAGCGUUACAGUGUAGAUGC